This is a messenger RNA of Gossypium arboreum, 1055 nucleotides long. RefSeq names its product thaumatin-like protein. Lineage: Eukaryota; Viridiplantae; Streptophyta; Magnoliopsida; Malvales; Malvaceae. Gene Ontology annotation, biological process: defense response. The transcript has 2 exons. The coding region runs from base 143 to 880 and encodes 245 amino acids. Gene Ontology annotation, cellular component: extracellular region. The record is from RefSeq and is a predicted model, not a curated record.
GUAGAAAAAAGAAAGGAAAGGACGGCUGGUGAUUCAACUGUUGAGAUUUCCUUUUCUUGGCCAUUCAAGUUAAAAGCUGGCGGUUGUCCAAUUCUAUCCUAGUGGCUAUCUGGAACCCUUGAUUGAAUUCAAGAACUUGACCAUGCCAGUAUCUUCGAUUUUGCUUUCUUUCUUCCUAUAUUUGUUAGCACUUUCCUCCAUUUCAGAUGGAGAGCAAGUUAUACUUGUGAACAACUGCAAGGAAAGCAUUUGGCCUGGGGUACUUGGCAGUGCAGGUCAGUCCACUCCUAAAAAUGGUGGAUUCCAUCUUGGUAGUGGUGAAGAAGUAGUUCUUGACGUUCCACAGAAAUGGUCUGGGAGGAUAUGGGCCAGGCAAGGUUGUAAUUUCAACAGCAAUGGCAAGGGUUCUUGUGAUACUGGUGACUGCUCCGGACGACUUCAGUGCCAAGGAACAGGCGGUACACCACCUGCAACCGUGAUAGAAAUGACUCUUGGGUCAUCUUCUUCACCACUGCAUUUCUAUGAUGUAAGUUUGGUUGAUGGCUUUAAUCUGCCUGUUUCGAUGAAACCUGUUGGAGGCGGAAUGGGUUGCGGAGUUGCAUCAUGUGAAGUUGAUUUGAACGUUUGCUGCCCAUCAGCAUUGGAAGUGAAGAAAGGAGCCAAGGUGGUGGGAUGUAAGAGUGCCUGCUUGGCCAUGCAAUCAGCUAAAUAUUGCUGCACUGGGGAGUAUGGAAAUCCAAAGACGUGCAAGCCAACGCUUUUCGCCCACCUCUUCAAGGCUAUUUGCCCAAAGGCAUAUAGCUAUGCUUUUGAUGACUCUAGCAGCCUUAACAAAUGUAGGGCUUCCCGUUACGUAAUCACUUUCUGCCCUCCUAAAUGAGCAAUUGCAGAAUAAAACAAGCUUGGUGCCAUUGCGUUAGAAAGUCAAUACCAAUGGAUUAUUUUUAUGAUCUGUACUAGUAAUUAUUAUUAGUUCAAAAACACAUGGGUCAGUUAAUUUCUCCCCUUCGUCUUAGGAGUAUAUAUGAUCUGUCAGUAAAGAACUGGAUGAAAAA